AAGAGAGAGGAGAGACGCGAAGCUUUUGACAGCUCAGGAGAAGGAUUGUGCCUUGAGAUCAACGCUUCUGAUGCAGUUCUCGAGGAGGAGCCCUUGUCCUCUGUUGUAGUCAAAACAACGAAGCAAGAAAAUCACAUUUUUGCCGAAUCCAGAGGUAUGGAUCUUCGACUGUUGCUGUUUGCAUUGGCACUGGUGUCAGUGACUGAUUCUUUUCCUACAAGUUCGGCUCCACCAGAGAGACCACAGAUUGUUAAAUGCCGAUCCCCUGAAAUGGAAACAUUUUCAUGCUAUUGGACUGUUGGCAAUUUCCCUAAUUUCACAACUCCAGGAACAUUACACCUGCUGUAUUCAAAACGGCAGGCUGGAGUGGAAGAAUUGAGAGAAUGUCCUGAUUAUGUAACUUCUGGUGAAAACAGCUGUUAUUUCAACACAAGCUACACUUCCGUUUGGGUUCCAUACUGUAUCAAGCUGGCUGACAAAACCCAGAUGUAUGAUGAAAAAUGUCUGCGUGUGGAGGACAUAGUGAUACCAGACCCUCCUGUUGGACUCAACUGGACUGUGCUGAACACCAGCCCAAUAGGCAUCCAUACCGAUAUCCUAGUCACCUGGAAGCCUCCACCUUCUGCAGAUGUCAAGAAUGGAUGGAUCACACUCAACUACCACCUCCAGUACAGAGAAGUCAAUGAGACAAAAUGGAUUGAGCGGGAAGCAAAGGAUGCAACAAAAAUUCCAGUGUAUGCUUUGAAGACAUGCCGUGAUUAUGAGAUACGAAUCCAAGCAAAAGCCUCAGGGGGAGUUUAUGGGGAGUUCAGUGAAGUACUUUAUGUGUCUUUCGGCUCAAUGGGACUGGUACCAUGUGAGGAAGAAUUACCAGUUCCUUGGCCUUUGGUGAUGGCCUUUGGAACCCUGGGCCUGAUGGUGAUGCUGUCGCUGGUUCUCUUUUCCAAACAGCAGAAGUUGAAGAUUCUGAUUCUUCCUCCUGUUCCAGUGCCCAAGAUUAAAGGAAUUGAUCCAGAUCUCUUAAAGAAAGGAAAACUGGAUGAAGUCAAUUCCAUCUUAGCCAGUCAUGGAAGCUACAUGCCCCAGCUGUAUGGGGAGGACUCUUGGGUGGAAUUUAUUGAGCUGGAUAUAGAAGAGAAUGAAGAGAGGACCGAAGGCUCAGAUACUGACAGGCUGCUUGGUGAUGACCACCUGAAGACCCAUGGUUGCCUGGCAGUAAGAGAUGAUGAUUCUGGCCGAGCAAGCUGCUGCGAACCUGAUAUCCCCGAAACUGACUUCAGCGUGAGUGAUACAUGUGAUGGAACCUCAGACAUCGACCAGUCCAAAAAGACAAGUGACAAAGAAAAAGAUCUAUUGUGCCUUGAACAAAAAGACAGUGAGAAGCCAUCGUCAAGCUUUGAUGAAUCACCAACUCAGCUGUCACCUGAUAAUCCAGCCAAAACCCAGCAGCCAAAAGCGCAUGCUUCUGCCACUGACAGUAAUGAGAUGACAAGCCCACCAGUUCAAACCCAGCUAAGCAACCAGAGUUCAGUGGCAAACAUUGACUUUUAUACACAAGUGAGUGACAUUACACCAGGAGGAAGUGUUGUGCUCUCCCCAGGGCAAAAAAUGAAGAUGGCAAAAAUCCAAAGCGAGGCUGGAAAGGAACCAGUUACACAAUGCCAACCAAGCAUUGCCAUGGACAGUGCAUAUUUCUGUGAAACAGAUGUGAAAAAAUGUGUCAUUGUGCCACCUCAUAAAGAGGCUGAGCCAGAAGUUCAAGACCAGAGCUUUUCUGAGGGUGCUUACAUUGUCACCGAGAGCCUUACCACUAGUGCUGUGAACCCUGUGACUGCAGCAGAAGACGAAGAAUUACCAGAAAGUUCUGAAAUGCCAGUGGCAGACUAUACAUCCAUUCAUGUAGUACAGUCUCCACAAGGCCUUGUGCUCAGCGCAACAUCUCUCCCUGUGCCAGACAAGGAAUUCAUGGUGUCAUGUGGUUAUGUGAGCACAGACCAGCUUAACAAAAUCCUGCCCUAGCCUUCUCAUCACUGACUGUGAAAAAUAAUAUCACCUUCUUCAGUUCCUCAAUCCGUAUCUCCAUCCAGCUCCAAAGAAUAUAUGAGGCUCUUUAAGAAGAGGAGCUCCCCAAUUCACUUCAGUAUUACAAAAAGCUUCUCAUGUUUUCAAAAUAUUGCUGACACUUUCAUGAAUGGGGAAGUUCAUGCUCAUGGGGAGCUCCAUGAACUUACUGGAGUCUUUGCAUAUUCAUUUGGAGCCUUUCAGUUGGGAUGUAAAUGUCAUAGAGUUGGCUUGGGUAUGUGUAUGCUUAAAUCACAACAAACGUGUUCAGUAUUGUUUAAAAAGUGAUGGUGUGGUCCCUCCCACUGUAAUGUUGAAUCAAUCACAGUAUUGUUGUUGUAUCUUGUAAGUAUUGUCUUAAGAAACAUUGCUGGAGCUGGUUCAAUAAUACUGGAUGUCUUUUGUUAUUGUAGGUGUUGAUUUGAGGUUUUUCAGAAUACAUUGGAUGGCUUUGUAGAUGUGUCAUAAAUCAUUAUUCAUCAGGAAGCUAGUGUCAAAUGUUAUUUUCAGUUUGAACAGUUUGUGUUCAAUCACAUCAUAUGCUGAGAGGUUUAUACUAGCAAUUGGAGAAUGAACCAUUGGGUAAGGAAGCAAAAAUAGCUUGGUUAAAUAAUACAUUUAUUUUGAGUUAUAUAAAUAGCAAGCCUAUUUUAAUACUUUAGACAAGCAGGCAUGGAUAUUUUAUAUUUACACUGCACCAUGUAGUUUAAUUAUAAUGAUCCAUCUAUGGAAUGUAUGUGCUGCAAUUAUUGUAGCAUGUUUUUUUAAAGAAUAUAAGGAGAGAGUUAUUUUUACACAACAUUUUUAUACGUCCAGAAAAGCUAUAGAGAUCUAAAUUUUCAACACUACUUUACUGGAGCCUGUAUGUUUAAAAAAACUAUAUUUUUGCAUUUUGUAGCAAACCACAAUGUGUGCAACAAACUAAAUAUUUCUGUCAUCAUUUAGUUGUUGUACUAACAUAUUGUGCAGUCUAUAUACCAGUAGAAACUAAAAGUAGUUUUGAUUUUUCAGGACCUUUUAGGAAUAUAAUUACAUUUUGAUGGAAUAUUGGGAAAUAAGCACUGGUAACUUGACAACAUCAUUCUUCACAAUGAAUUCUUUUAACACCCUUAUCAGAAAAUUACUAAUAGACUCAGCACUAAAAGUCAAUAAAAGCUGAGUCAGAAAGAUUAUUUUGAAACUCAGACUCUGAAUGAAAUGAAGUUACAGAACUCAGCACAGUAUUUUUAGCAAUGCAAUAUUAUUUUAUUUUGCAUAUUCUGCACACAUUGGAUGGAGGAAGGCCUGAAAGGAGUAGUAAAGCUUAAGUCUUAUUUGAGUGGGUUUCUCAAGGUACGCCUUAACAAUCUCAAUUUUUGUUUACAAAACUAAGGGUUACAAGCAACAGUUUUCCAAACAUACCUGUUUGUUUUAACCAUGCUGCCUUUCAGACAGGCAUCAUUGCAGAACUGGGUCAACAGGAAGCCAUUUCUGAAUCAAGACCUGAAGCAUUUCCAGCCCAAAGUUCCUUAGAUCACUGAAAGUGAGCUGAGAGCCUAAUGCACAGCAUCAAACCCCAAACUCCCUAUUGCAAUUCCUCAGGUUGUACAUGACUGCCUUAGCAACGAGUCAAAUCAUUGGUCCAUCUAACCCAGUUCAGUCUAUUCUAAGUCUUGGCAGUUUUUGCAGAUCUUCAGCUGAAACUUUAUAGCUGGUGUUUUAAUGGAAAUGCUAAGAAUCAAAGCUGGGUCUUCUGCAUGCAAAUCAUAUGCUUUUCCACUGAAUUGGGAACUCAUCAAUUGUAGCUAUGCAGAUAAACAAAGUAAUGGACAAGGUGGUACAGAUAUGCAUAAAACUGGCUGCUGGCUCUGUUCACACUACUGUAUACACAUACAUAUAUGUGUACAAACUCACAUUUGUGUGUUGACCUUAAGUGAAUUUAAAAGUAAGAGAAUAAUUCUUAGAUUAAUGGAGAUUAUUUCCGCUGUUGUUCCCUUAGAACAGGAACAGGCCACUGGAAGCUGUGACCUUUUUUUAAAAAAAACUGUGAUAAUAAUGCACAGGGUGUAUGGGAUGUCAGCACCUUCCAAAAAUAUGUUUUUACUAAAGUUAAAAAUGUUGCCUGUUUCUAUUUGUUUUUGUUUUUUUAGCUGCGAUGAAGUCCAGAGCUGGACCCUCAUGUACCUUUGCCAACUUUUGCCUUAGGCUGCAAUGCUAAACAACAAAAUUGUGCAAUUGACCCUUAUGAAAACAGACUUUGAAGUCUCCCUCUCAACAUUAAAUGAAAGUUUACCUUCAGGUGAUACUAAGCAGGAGAGAGAGGAUAAUGACAUUUAUAUAAUUAUCUAUAGAUGUUACCUAUUGAGAAGAAUAACUAGAUGAAAAGGGUAACUAGAGGCAGCUGAUGAGGAAGGCCAAUAUCACCUUCUAAGGGGAUUCUGUUCUAAGUAUCACCUGCAUCUCAGUGAGCAAAACUCCAUAUAAGUAGAUCACAGAAACCUAUUGGUGAUCUGGUUUUUUUUUAGUGACAUCAAGACAAUAAUUGUGAACCUUAAAAAUCUCAGCACCUUUAAUUAUCUGAGGAAGUAGACUUAUGCUGUGUCUACAUAGGCCAAAUAAUGUAGACACACCUUUCUUCUACUAGAGGGAAUCUGCAUGACACACAGCUAGAUUUCCAGUAGAAAUGCUGCAUCCAGUCAUUAACAUGUUUUAAAGGGGAAAUUGGAUUUACCCCAGGGCUUCCUGGAAGCUUUGGGGUGAUCUCAGAGUUUUGGAAUUGUGGAUAGCUGAGUCUGAUCUAAUCCUCCGUCCACACAUCCAAUGGACCCACUGCUGCAUUGCUAGCUCAAUGGCAGAGGCUUGCUUGUUAUGUCAUUCUGGUACUCCCAGCAAUGUGACUGAGAAAUGCAACAUCACCAGCAUGUGUCUGCUAGGGGCUGGUGAUGCAGUUUUUUCAUCAAUAGCCCCAAUGUGUGCUUAGUCCAGUCGGCUUUCUGGCCAACCAAAAGGGCUCUGGGGCCAUUCCCAGCCUGUACUGGGGUAGCUUCAGAGUGGUUUACCCUGAAUUAAUCAAGAAAAUGUAGACAUGGUCUUAUUCGACAAAGGCUUAUCCUACUAAUGUUUUUCCCUCAGUCUCUUAAGGUGCUAUGAGAUCCCUUUGCAUACAUCUUGAACCAUAUAAGCAAGCCUUGAGAAAUGUCAGUUAGUGACUCUGCCAUGCUUAAGUGUUUUAAAGGGAAGAAUGUAGUCGGUAAGAAAUCAUUAUUUACUUCUGAAAUCAAUUGUUUCACAUAGCUUACUAUUUUUAAAAAUAUAUCAAUGUUUUAAACAGUAAAUAUAAGCAAUGAAGUUGUCUUCUCAAUGGUUAGAACUGGGAAAUUCUGUAUCUGGCUUGUACUUUUAAGAUGAUGUAUAGUAUACUGCUAAGUUGCUGUUACAUUCUUUUUUCUAACAGCUGCUUUCUUUAGCUUUAGGCAUUAAUGCUGUUAAGCUAUGUAAGUCUCUCUUGAGACAAGGGAAUAUUUUGCUACAUUUCUCUGGACAAAGUGUUUCAAUCACCAAAAACUAGUUAAAUACCUCAAUCAAUCUCAGAAUGUCAUUUUGGUACUUCACUGGUUACACAAAUCAUUACACAACAGUAUGGAAAUUUGUGUCUUUCUGUUUAUAUUAAACUUGCUUUAUGUCAGUGUUCUCAUUUCCUUCUCAAAGUUUAAUAAAUUUAUUUUCUUCAA
This is a messenger RNA of Anolis carolinensis (green anole), 5771 nucleotides long. It is a transcript of the gene ghr, whose product is annotated as growth hormone receptor. Gene Ontology annotation, cellular component: external side of plasma membrane. Gene Ontology annotation, biological process: cytokine-mediated signaling pathway. The transcript has 9 exons. The record is from RefSeq and is a predicted model, not a curated record. Bases 157 to 2019 code for a protein of 620 amino acids. Lineage: Eukaryota; Metazoa; Chordata; Lepidosauria; Squamata; Anolidae. Gene Ontology annotation, molecular function: protein binding; cytokine receptor activity.